Molecule: messenger RNA, 4362 nt
Organism: Cololabis saira (Pacific saury)
Lineage: Eukaryota; Metazoa; Chordata; Actinopteri; Beloniformes; Belonidae
Gene: atg9a
Product: ATG9 autophagy related 9 homolog A (S. cerevisiae)
Exons: 21
Coding region: 395-2962 (855 amino acids)
Biological process (GO): protein localization to phagophore assembly site; autophagy of mitochondrion
Cellular component (GO): phagophore assembly site; autophagosome
Source: RefSeq, a predicted model, not a curated record
GUGUCGAAAACGAAACUGGUCUAGUGUGUUGAUUUGAGAAGGAUGUCAAAGAAAACGAAAAUUAUUUAUUGAACGGACGAAAUUUCCUGGGGAAUUACUGUAUCAAAUCCUCCCAGCCGAGGCAGAACAACUAAACGGUUAGCAGUUCAUGCCGCAGGAUUGGAGAGGUGACAUGUUUUUGCUGGAAAUGUUGCUCUGUCAUACCAUGCAGAUGGGACGGACUCUACCUGACUCGAUGAAGGAAGUUCCAGCACCCAAUGCAGAAGAAACUGUUUCUGGACACCACUGGAUAGCCAUGAAACAAAUCAGGGAAACAAAGCAUUUGACUUAGGCAGAGCAACAAUCAGACAGUCUGUAGCAUUGGCUGCUCUGCAAGACUGAAGCUGCUGUCACAAUGGCGCACUUUGACACGGAGUACCAGCGCCUGGAAGCGUCCUACAGCGACUCUCCCCCUGGAGAGGAGAACCUGCUGAUGCACGUGCCGGAAGGAGCCAAAUCUCAGUGGCACCACAUAGAAAAUCUGGACUUGUUUUUCCAGAGAGUCUAUAAUCUGCACCAGAAGAAUGGGUUCACCUGCAUGCUGCUGGGAGAGCUCUUUGAGCUGGUUCAGUUGCUGUUUGUGGUUGGCUUCACGGUAUUCCUUGCCAACUGUGUUGAUUAUGACGUCCUGUUUGCCAACAAGUUAGUAAAUCACACUGAUUCAUCUAAAGUCACCCUGCCUGAUGCAUUCCUCCCAAUGGAUGUCUGCAGUGCCCGUAUCCGAGACAAUGCAUUUGUGAUAUUUGUGCUGCUGAUCUCUGGGGUGUUUUGGCUGCAUCGGUUGAUUAAAUUUAUCUACAAUGUUUGCUGUUACUGGGAGAUACGAUCUUUCUAUAUCCACGCCCUCAAGAUGACCAUGUCUGAGCUUCCCUACGCAACAUGGCAGGAAGUUCAGGCGAGGAUAAUCGAGAUCCAGAAGGAGCACCAGAUCUGCAUUCACAAAAAAGAGCUGACAGAGCUUGACAUUUACCACAGAAUCCUCCGCUUUAAAAACUACAUGGUUGCCAUGGUGAACAAAUCACUCCUUCCUGUGAGAUUUCGGCCCACCAUGCUUGGGGAACUUGUGUUUUACACCCGGGGUCUCAAAUACAACUUUGAGCUCAUCUUCUUUUGGGGACCAGGUUCUCUAUUUGAGAAUGAGUGGAAACUAAAACCUGAGUAUAAGAGAGGAGGUAACAGGCUUGAGCUUGCAGACAGGCUGGCAUCCCGUAUCCUGUGGAUUGGCAUUGCCAACCUACUCUUGUGUCCAGUUAUUUUGGUUUGGCAAAUUCUUUAUGCCUUCUUCAGUUACACGGAGGUGAUCAAGCGAGAACCUGGUUCUCUGGGGGCGAGAUGUUGGUCUCUCUAUGGCCGAUGCUACCUGCGUCACUUUAAUGAGCUGGACCACGAGCUCAUGUCACGUCUCAGCAAAGGCUACAAGGCUGCAUCCAAGUAUAUGAACUGUUUCCUUUCACCGCUGCUGACAGUGGUCGCCAAAAAUGUAGCGUUUUUUGCUGGGUCUCUUCUGGCCGUUCUCAUCGCUUUGACAAUCUAUGACGAAGAUGUUCUUGCAGUGGAACAUGUUCUUUCAUCAAUCACACUGCUCGGAGUGUGUAUCACUAUCUGCAGAUCAUUUAUCCCUGAUAAGCACAUGGUGUUCUGUCCCGAGCAGCUGUUGAGGGUCAUCCUGGCACAUAUCCACUACAUGCCUGACCAUUGGCAGGGCAAUGCUCAUAGAUAUGAGACCCGCGACCAGUUCUCGCAGCUCUUCCAAUACAAAGCAGUGUUCAUUCUUGAAGAACUUCUAAGUCCAGUGGUGACUCCCAUCAUCCUCAUCUUCUGCCUGAGGAGGAAGUCUCUAGAGAUAAUUGAUUUCUUUAGGAACUUCACUGUGGAGGUUAUCGGAGUCGGGGAUACCUGCUCUUUUGCCCAAAUGGACAUUAGGCAGCAUGGACAUCCUGCGUGGAUGUCAGCGGGGAAGACGGAGGCAUCCAUCUACCAACAGGCAGAGGAUGGGAAGACAGAGUUAUCGCUGAUGCACUUUGCCAUCACCAACCCCCACUGGCAGCCUCCUCGAGAGACCACACACUUCAUCAGCCAGUUGAAAGACAGAGUUCACAGAGAAGCCGCAGGAGCUACUUCUGAAACACAUCCGCUCUCCUUAUCAGAGUCUGAACCAAGAAGCCUCGUUGCAAACCUCUUGGGAGGUCCCUCCACGCUAGCCUCCGUUCAUUUCGGCCGUGACAGCUCCUUGAUGAAUCACGCAGCAGCUGGCAUAAGUGAUGGAGCGUCUGCCUUGCGCUCCCUUUCCCCAAUAAGCAGCAGUCUUCAUCUGAGAGCUAGUUUGAGCGCCGCUCAUAGAGUUGGCAGUCUCACUGGCAAAACAAUGGCAGGAUCUGGAACUGAUGCCCGAACUGUGAGCUCAGGUAGCAGUGCGUGGGAGGGUCAGCUCACCAGUCUGGUCCUGUCAGAGUACGCCUCCACUGAAAUGAGCAUCCAUGCUCUGUACAUGCAUGAGCUCCAUAAACAGCAGUCUCGUGGGGAGUUGUCCCGUCACACGUGGCACAGACAGGAGAGUGAUGAAAGCAGUGACAGCAUCCCAGAUGAAGUCAGGAGCGAACCCAACCCUCACACUAGAAAUUUCCCACGCUCACACACUUUCCCUACAGUAGUUUCCAGUCCUGGUUCCAUUCCCACCUCAGCCUCAGCCACCAGUGGUUUCACCCAGGGCCAGGAAGGGCCGAAGUCACAGAGCAGCAGUCAGCGCCGGCACAGUGGACCUGCCCCAGAUCAUUUUGGCGCAGGGGGAAAGGUGGUAAGGUCACUCCGUGUACCCAUGGGUGGAUGGGCAGAGGACAACCAAACAGCUCCAAGACACCAUGGAACUCUGCCAGAGGAGAGUUCAGAAGAUGAAAUGCCUCCUCACAUACACAAGGUUACAUAAUCAGGCCAUGAAGUAUCUGCAGCCUACCCUUCACACUUACCCAAACACCAAACCUUUUCCAUGGGCUCAUCUCUUCAUCACAGAGAUCGAGGUGGAAAUGUGCAAGUGGGGGAUUUACCAAAAUCCCCUCAGACAGUGAAAUAAUAUCAAAGUUUUAGGUUAAAUGCAAUUAUCUUACUGUAAUUCCACAAUUACUAUAACAAAUUUUCUGUGUGGAUAAAUAGGCAAGCAGACUACUCAUCUGCCCAUCAGAAGAGCACUUACAAGUUCUAUCUUAUAGUCACUGACAUCAUCAGACUACACUAAACAUUUUUAUAUUGCCUAAAGAUUACAAGAGUUGAUAUGGUGUUGCAACAAAAAGAAAAACUCUGAGCAUUCAGCAUUGCAGGAUGCGUUCUUGAUAUGUUGUUCCCAACAAUUUGCAUUAAGUCAUCAGAAUAAUCCAGAGUAAUUUUUCCAGCUUGCUCUCACUUUUAAAGGGAUAAAAGAAUGUUUUAUGUCUCGUUGUUUAGAGGGAUGCUGGCGAUACAGACUUUCAUUGUGUAUAUCCAGUCUUGUGCUGAAUACCAGAGGCUGUGUAUUAUCAUUUGUGCUCUAUAUUUCGGCUUGCCUUUGCCUCUUUGCAAAACAUAUGAGGGCCUCAAGUGACGUAAAGUAUAUUGAUAGUUUUUAAUUAUAUAUUUUUAAUUCUGGAUUUAUUGCUAUACAAGUGACUUUUCUAAAAUAUUGUGAAACCUCCACCCUAAAUCAGACUCAAUUUGCACAGAUAGAUUUUUGUUUAAAAACUUUUACAGACAAGUGGCAAUCUGCACAAACAUGCACUGUGUAGGCAAUUUAUUAUCAGGUUCUUCUAGAGCAACAAAACACAAUAAAGUCAACAAUCUGUGAAGAUUUUAAACCGAUCACCCAACCUUUGCUUGUUUGCCACUCAUCCAUUUUGAAUUGACUUGCUAAAGGGUUUGGUUAACAAAUGAGCUUUUUAAAGCAUGUCGGGUUUAUCAACAAGAAGUGCAUGAAUAUAACCUCAUCACUGUUAAGAGUUUGAACGCAUCCAUGUUCAUACUUGCAGCAUGGCUGUUCUCUGUUUCUUUGUCAAAGCCAAUUCUGUAAAUGAAGAAGUAUGCACUUUAAGAAUUUAUUCAUGCAGAAGGUUUUACUUGAUUUGGAUUGGUUGUAUAUUUUCAUAUACAUGACAUUUGUUAAGUUCUCAAGUAUGUGAUUAAUGUGCACUUAUAUUGGGAUAAAGAAACACUGUCGUCCUAUUGAAAGGACUUGAAUAUCGAGGAUGCAGUGAUUCAGUCGGGGUCAUUUAAGUGAUUACUGUUGAUUUUUGUUUUAUAAAUCCUGUAUAAUACCCUUUUGUACAGUUGUAAAUUCACCUAUUAAAGACAAUGCAAUUA